GGUCGACUCAAUCACCAUAAGCGCAGUUUGUUUAGCGUAGGCUGAUUGUAAUUGUAGAAUAUAAUUCUUGUAAUCAGAAUUGCAUUUUGGCUGCUGAAAUUCAGAGUCGAGGCAAGGUCGAUCUUCGAAGUACAUAAAUACCUACCUCAACCUAUUGAAGUAUUGAUGAUCUUCGAACAUUUUCAAUCAACAUUUGCAUUGACAUUAAAGUUACAAAGAAAUACUUGUGGGACUUUAGAAGACAGCAAAAAUGGUUCAACUAAACCUUGAUGCAGUAAAGGAGCCCAAGGGCUUCAUGAAGGUCCUUCAAUUUUUUUUCGCGAUUCUGGCGUUCGCGACCACUACCAGUUUCUCUACGUACUUCACAUUUCACGCCAGCAUCAAGCCGCCGUGCAACGACACUGGCGCUACCGUGGUGCGACAGGAGGUCAGCUACCCGUUCAGGCUGGACACCGUGAUACAAGAGAAGCAGCUGUGCACCCAGCCGGCAGUCGAAGGCCGGUUCCACUUUCAGACGGACACCUCAUCGGACGCCGAGUUUUUCGUGGCCAUCGGCGUCAUCUGCAUGCUGUACUCGAUGGCCGCGCUGGCCGGAUACACCCUAUACGGAGAGCGCUACUCGGAGAGCGACUCGCUCCCCACCGCGGAUUUCCUGCUUCACGGCCUGCUGGCCUUCCUGUGGCUGUGCGCCGCCUCGGCGUGGGCGGCCGGCGCCGGCACCCUAAAGGACGGCUGCAACCCAGAGGUCUGGAUGGACCAGGUGUGCAAGGGCAACGUCACCUGCACAUUCGAGAGCGGCGACUUCAAGGGCUCCUUCGGAAAGCUGAAUAUCUCACUGCUGUUUGGUUUCCUGAACACGUUCCUGUGGGCGUCCAACAUGUGGUUCCUCUACAAGGAGACGCCGUGGUUCCGGGGUAACCAGCAGGCCGCCCCGCCCGCCGGCGACGUCGGUAACAUCUAGUGGGUCCGCCGAAGCACGGAGACGCGUCUACUCACCGACCAGCGGGGCCCGCCCGACUGGCGGGGUUCGUUUCUGGAGCGGUGCUGGGCAGUGAGAGGUGCCGUGAGGUGAGCUGUGCCCAGGAAGCUACCCGAGGCGCGCUGUGUGUUAACCGAGGGCUUACGUUUGCCGGCUGGGUGGUCGGAGGACGCGACAGUGGAGCCAAGUGACGACGAGUGGCUGGGACCGUACUAACGGUGUAGGGCUUGAGGGAUGCGUCUCGUUAAAAUUUGAUCGGAAAAUGUCCGGAAAGUGAUUCAUAUCCACAGUCAGUCUUGUGCGCGUUAUGGGAUUGCCGUGUCCCCGCGCACUCAGUUCGGUUAAGUUAUUAUUACGAAGACAACCGCGGUGUUCGGUGGGUGUUGUGGGGUGUCGUCUAGUGCCGUGCCUGCAGUGAAAAGGUUGAAAGUGUUAUUUUGUUACAGCUGAAAAUUUGUGUAUCGGUGUUGGCGCUCCGUGUAGAUGCAAUCCGUGCGCACAUCUUGUGUCCGAUGCCGCGCACGGAGCUUCUCAUAAUCGACGCGUGGUGUGUUUCAAACUUGCUGUGCGUGCCACUUCCAUAUUUGUGAGCUUUCGGGUUGGGUAUUUUGGCUUUUCUCAUGGCCAGAGUCUAGUCUGCUGGGAAUCUAUUCAUUUCAGCAGUAUCGUAAUCGUCAGGAUCUGUACAUUGCUGCGAACAAAUAGUCAACGUAGCACGAUGUAACACAAGGGCUUUGCAUAAACUGUAACUGCCACUGAGCGAUUGUUUGUGGGCGUUGUUGUUCGUUUGGAACCGGGCUGUCCCCGCCUAUGUCCCUAUUCGUGGUGUGCUACGGGAAACGUCCAAUAACCAGUGCCAGUGUUGAGCAAAAUGUAACGCCACAUUGACUAUAUUAGCCCGUACCUACUACUGAGUAUAAUAAACGCUAUUUUCGUGCCA
Amphibalanus amphitrite is the source of this 1919-nucleotide messenger RNA. RefSeq names its product synaptophysin-like protein 2. NCBI's taxonomy places the organism in Eukaryota, Metazoa, Arthropoda, Thecostraca, Balanomorpha, Balanidae. Gene Ontology annotation, cellular component: synaptic vesicle; synaptic vesicle membrane. The transcript is spliced from 6 exons. The coding region runs from base 251 to 961 and encodes 236 amino acids. The record is from RefSeq and is a predicted model, not a curated record.